Messenger RNA from Temnothorax curvispinosus, 505 nucleotides. Its product is annotated as cytochrome b5-like. The record is from RefSeq and is a predicted model, not a curated record. Lineage: Eukaryota; Metazoa; Arthropoda; Insecta; Hymenoptera; Formicidae. Gene Ontology annotation, cellular component: intracellular membrane-bounded organelle; membrane. The transcript is spliced from 4 exons. Gene Ontology annotation, molecular function: heme binding. The annotation marks the transcript as partial.
AAUUCGUGUCUCUCUAAAUCGCGAUAUGCUUAUCGUUCGUAUUUUCCGGGAGCACCGUCGGUCUCCGCAACAUCGGCACGUGUUACUUAUAUUGCGGACGCGAAUAGAUUCUUUCUCUUUUUCUCGCGAGAUUCAGCCAAAGAAUGUCCGAUUCAGUGAUUCGCUAUUCGCUCGCGGAUGUCGCAAAAUGCAACGGCAAGAAUGGAACAAAAACCUGGAUCGUGAUCUACGACAAUGUUUACGACGUAACGGAUUAUAUGCAACAGCAUCCCGGUGGUCCAGAAUUACUUGAGGAAUACGCGGGAAAAGAUGCAACGAGUGGAUUUGAUGAUUUCGGACAUUCUUCAGAUGCAAAGAAGAUGCUCAAAAAGUAUUUGAUUGGUGAACUUCAAGAUGAAGAUAAAAGUGUCAACAGAAAGAAGAAGCGUGCUAUUUCUAACGGAAUAACAGAAAAUGGAGCGAAUAGGCAAAAACAAAGAACUUUUUUAGCAAUAAUCUGCGGCAA